Odocoileus virginianus texanus is the source of this 5111-nucleotide messenger RNA. It is a transcript of the gene ST7L, whose product is annotated as suppression of tumorigenicity 7 like. The record is from RefSeq and is a predicted model, not a curated record. Gene Ontology annotation, molecular function: protein binding. NCBI's taxonomy places the organism in Eukaryota, Metazoa, Chordata, Mammalia, Artiodactyla, Cervidae.
AGCGGGAGCGGCAAGAUGGCGGACAGUGACGGCUUAGGUGAAGCAGCGACUGCUGCGGCGUCUCCUUCUGCCCCUGCUCCCGGCCUAAGCCCGCCGCUGGGCUGGAGGGAGCGGCUGCGGGCUGGUCUGGCGGGCAUUGGGGCCUCACUGUGGUUCGUGGCGGGUCUGGGGCUGCUUUACGCUCUGAGGGUCCCGCUGAGGCUGUGUGAGAAUUUGGCAGCGGUGACUGUAUUUUUAAAUUCAUUGACACCCAAAUUCUAUGUGGCACUUACAGGGACGUCUUCUUUGAUAUCAGGACUAAUAUUUAUAUUUGAAUGGUGGUACUUUCAUAAGCAUGGCACAUCUUUUAUUGAGCAAGUUUCUGUAAGCCAUUUGCGACCAUUGAUGGGAGGAACAGAAAGCAGCAUUUCAGAGCCAGGUUCUUCUUCCAACAACAGAGAAAGCGAAACCAGCAGGCAGAAUUUGUCAGAAUGUAAAGUGUGGAGAAAUCCUCUAAAUCUUUUCAGAGGAGCAGAAUAUAGAAGAUACACUUGGGUGACUGGUAAAGAGCCGCUUACAUACUAUGACAUGAAUUUGUCAGCUCAGGACCAUCAGACCUUUUUCACCUGUGACACAGACUUUUUACGUCCUUCAGACACAGUUAUGCAGAAGGCAUGGAGAGAAAGGAAUCCUCCAGCUCGAAUCAAAGCAGCCUAUCAAGCUUUAGAAUUAAACAAUGACUGUGCCACUGCAUAUGUUCUACUGGCUGAGGAAGAAGCAACAACUAUUGUCGAUGCCGAAAGGUUAUUUAAGCAGGCACUCAAGGCAGGAGAAACAAUUUAUAGGCGGUCACAACAGUGCCAGCACCAAAGUCCUCAGCAUGAAGCUCAACUGAGGAGAGAUACCAAUGUACUGGUGUAUAUUAAAAGAAGACUGGCAAUGUGUGCAAGAAAAUUGGGAAGAAUAAGAGAGGCAGUAAAAAUAAUGAGAGAUUUAAUGAAAGAAUUUCCUCCUCUUACCAUGUUGAACAUCCAUGAAAAUCUCCUAGAAUCACUUUUAGAAUUACAAGCCUAUGCAGAUGUCCAAGCAGUUCUAGCAAAAUAUGAUGAUAUAAGCCUUCCAAAGUCAGCAGCCAUCUGUUAUACAGCAGCACUAUUGAAGACAAGGACUGUUUCAGAUAAAUUCUCUCCAGAAACAGCCUCCAGAAGAGGGUUAAGCACAGCAGAAAUUAAUGCUGUGGAAGCAAUUCAUAGAGCUGUGGAAUUUAAUCCUCAUGUUCCAAAAUAUUUAUUAGAGAUGAAAAGCCUCAUUUUACCUCCAGAACACAUUCUGAAGCGGGGUGACAGUGAAGCAGUUGCCUACGCGUUCUUUCACCUUCAACACUGGAAGAGGAUAGAAGGCGCUCUUAACCUGCUGCAGUGCACGUGGGAAGGCACUUUUAGAAUGAUUCCAUACCCAUUAGAGAAAGGCCAUCUAUUUUAUCCUUAUCCCAGCUGCACAGAGACUGCUGAUAGAGAGCUAUUACCUCCGUUUCAUCAUGUUUCUGUUUACCCAAAGAAGGAGAUUCCUUUUUUCAUCCAUUUCACAGCAGGACUAUGUUCUUCUACAGCAGUGAUAGCUUUGCUUACACACCAGUUUCCUGAGAUCAUGGGUGUUUUUGCUAAAGCUUGGUGCUGAUUGGCAAGUGUGUGUCUCAAACUGAAAUGACGUCACUGUGUAAUCUGGCAUGGAAAAAAGUGGACUAAACAGAGAAUCCUGUCCAUUUAACAAGCAGAAAAAAAUACACCGCUGUGUAUUUGAGAUCAUAGAAAAGCAGUGGGAGAAAUGGUCUCUCAGGGCAGUGGGAAGGAAGUAAAAUAGAGAGAGGAGGGAGGUCUAGAAUCUGGAGUAGAGAGAUAGUAAUUGUUAGCAGUGUCCUUCCAUGAGGUACUGGCUAAAAUUAAUGUGGAGUGCACUCACUGUCUGCUGUAUCCAUGUGUUGGUAUAUCGUGUCUGCCUUUACCUAAGCGAUCUCUGAUGCACCAAAAGAGCCUUUAGGAUUACAUAACACAAGCUCCUAGCAGUAUCUGAGAAUAAAUAAUUAUCCAUUUGAAAGUUGAAGCUCCUUCUUUAGGUCAAAAGUUAUUAAUUUACUGUGAUUCUAGUUGAUGAACAAUAAACAGAUAUUUGUUUACUAUCUUUUGGUAUGUGUUGCUGGUAUGUAGUGUUUAAAAUGUGCCUGACAGCAAACUUCUAUAGCUAGAUUUUAUCCCUAUGGCCUUUACAUGUACAGUUUAAAUUCCUAAAAGUUAAGUAUUUACUGAAAGUACCUGCAAAUCAACAUUCGGUAUGCAGCAGUUCCAAGGGCUGUUUCCAUUUAAGAAUUAAUGGGAAAUGAAAGCAAUAUAGGCAGACUCCAGUUUAUAAACUCAAUGAACAAUUACCCUAGUAGACAGACAGCAAGAGAACUAAAGGCUCACAUGCUUCUUACCACUUAAUAUUGUGUGGUCUCUGCCCCAGGAGCAUUACCAUCACCCAGGACAUUGUUAGAAGCAAGAUCCCCAGAGGAGUCUAUAUACAUUUAAAGCUUAAGAAGCCCUUGCUCUACUCUACCCCCAGUAGAGGAAUUUAUAAUUCCUGGAUGGUGCCACCAUAUCAAGGUGGAGAAGGGACAAGAUUGUAGAGUCAUUAUGAGCAGAGGCUCUGGAGCCAGACUAUUUUGCUUUGGAUUUCAGUUGUGACACUUACUGGCUGUGCAACCUUGGGUAAGUUGCUUAACCUUCCCCACCCCCCAGUUGUAAAAUGAGAAUAGUAUUACCUCUUGGAUUUUUGUGAGGGCUAAAUGAGUUUAAAAUUUAUCAAGAGUGUCUGCCCACAGUAAAAAGUAGGUGUUAGCUGUUGUUAUCAUCAUUGUCAUCAUCAUCACCAAAGUGCAGCUGUAGUGAGAAACUCUACCCUCUUCAUGUUUGGAAGAGCUAUGUCCUACUAAUAAACCAAAAAUGCAUUUUUCCAUAAAAAUAGUAGUAGAAAUGGCUGUUAGGUAUCAUUUAAUCAAUACUUUUAGUACUAUACUUCUGGUCCAUUAUGUGCACCAGAAAGUGAAGAAAUGUUUCAAAUUCUAGGCACUAGCAAACUGCCUUAUAGAGCAAAACUCAUUGGUAAGUUGCAAACUGCAUGUGUUAAAAAUUUUUAGUUAAGUCAGAUAUUUGAUAGCCAAGUACAAUUAAAUGUAGAAAUCAAUGAAGAAUCUUUGAAACAUAUUUAUUCUAAUAUUAAGUAAGGCAAAGAGGUUUAAGAAAAUUUCCUAGUUCCUUCCAUUGUUGCCAUUGUCUCUCCUUCAUCUAAUAACUUCUUGUAUUAUUUCACAUGCUAGAGGAAAUUCAGUCUGAAUUUGUUAAAAUGCACUUGUUACAAAGAUUGCUUUUUCGUGAAGCAAGGCGCUAGGGAUUAGUAAUUUGUAGUAAUCCUCACUGGACAUCAGAUUUACAUAAAUGGAAGGGAACGAACUAGAAUGGCUAGUGUUUUAGUGCCCCUUCUUUUGCAUGAUAUAAAGCCAUGGAAAAAGAUUUCAUCUUCAGCACAUUAGGACUUUUUCUCCUGAUUUUUCUCCUGGCUGAGAUGAAAACUUAGCCUGACAGUAGACAUAGAGCAAUGGGAAGAAAAAUUGCAUAAAUCCCUGGAGAUGUGGAAUGUGCUGAUAUCAGAGCUGAUAGUCUCUUAAGGCCAGAAUUCCUGAAAAAGGAAAAAUUGCUUUUAAGUGGUAGGUCAUUUUCUCACCUGCUUUGAAGCCUGCUGGGUUAAAUAUGAGAGUUCAAAGUAAGGGUAGCCAGCAAACCAAUGAACUGGAAUCUGAUUCUGCUUAUCUGAAAGACGCUUCUUUAUUUAAGAGCAGCACUGCCCUCUCCUUACAGAACCAAUCUUCAUCUACUCUGACUCCUUUCAUUCCUCUCUUGCAAGAAAAGCUUUCUUCUUAGUAAGCCUUGGGAGGGCGUUAUUACAACAGUGAAAAGACUGAAGAUGGUGUUUGGAAAUUUCAUUAACUUACAGAUAAAUUCAGGCUUGUGGCAUGUGACUUUAGUGCUUUUGUGUUUGAAUAUAAAAAUCCCUAGUUGGGUUUUAACUUAACGGGGCAGCAUUUGCAAUGUUGGCAGAUAAGGUGUUAUGGGUAAAGACAGAAAUUAAAAAGACUUCCAGAUAAAUUAUUUGUUUCACUAAGGCAAAACUUGGUUAAAAUUUUUUUCACUGAACACAUAUUGUAGCUGUGCUAGGGUGGGAAUGGGCCCCGUUUCCACAUAUUUCUACUAAUCUUUAUGUGGGAAAAUGUGGUUGGACAUGCCAGUGAUGAAUUUCUGAGCAACUCAUAAUUGGCUGGCUUCACUGUAACUAGGGCCUAACAAUCUGCUUGAUUAAUUCUUUAAGGACUACAUUAGCCAAGUUGCAUGAUUUCCAAAGAUAUAGAAGGUCAGAUGUUACACUAACAAAAGACCUCUCUACAGAAUGUCUCACUGGGAUUUCUUCAGUCCCUUCCCCAAAAUAAUUAACAUUUCUCUCCCUAAAGUACAUUUUAAAAAGUAAUAAGCAGAUAUAAAUGCCAAGUGUCUUUUACUGAAUAGUAACGAGAACUUUUGAGAAGGUUUGUCCAUUAUUAUAAUUUUUUCCAGGACAAAGAUUGUCUUUAUAACUAGGGGAAUAGAUAGACAAUUAUAACCAUGUAUUGAUAUACAUCAGUUUAAAGGUUCCUAAUUUUCUGUUGUCAUAACCAGUGACAUGAAAUCUGUCUACAGGUGAAAGGUUUUUUAUAUUCUUCAUCUGACUUUACUAAAACCCUAAGAGAGUUGCAUUCUAAAUACCUAGGGCCCCAUUCAGAAAUUAAACUGAAAUUAAAAUGUUUCUUCACUUUGAAAAUGAAUUAUUUUCAAGAACUAAUACAGUUUUAAAAACGUUUUGAAUUGUAACUAAGCAUAAAUUCUGGGAAAAUACUCUUCUAUAACAUGCUGUUUCCAUAGUAAUAUAUAUGAGGUAUUUCCCAGAGAAUAUCCUGAUAACAAAGUAAAUCUAUUGUAAUAGGUCAAAAGUUUUAAAUGUUUACACUUUUGUUCCACUGUUGGUACCACGAAAGUCUUUAUUUGGGCAGUCUGGCAUAUUCCAAUUUU